Marmota flaviventris (yellow-bellied marmot) is the source of this 918-nucleotide messenger RNA. RefSeq names its product tissue factor pathway inhibitor (gene Tfpi). Gene Ontology annotation, biological process: negative regulation of peptidase activity. Lineage: Eukaryota; Metazoa; Chordata; Mammalia; Rodentia; Sciuridae. Gene Ontology annotation, cellular component: extracellular region. Gene Ontology annotation, molecular function: serine-type endopeptidase inhibitor activity. The record is from RefSeq and is a predicted model, not a curated record.
AUGAUUUAUGCAAUGAAGAAAGAACACGUGUUUUGGGCUUCUGUAUGUCUGCUGCUUAGUCUUGCCCCUAUGCCUCUUAAUGCUGUUCCUGAGGAAGAUGAAGAACAUACAAAUAUCACAGGUACUGUGUUGCCACCACUGAAAUUGAUGCAUUCAUUUUGUGCAUUGAAGGCGGAUGAUGGGCCAUGCAAAGCGAUGAUGAAGAGAUUUUUUUUCAAUAUUCUCACUCAGCAAUGUGAAGAAUUUGUAUACGGGGGCUGUGAAGGAAAUCAGAAUCGAUUUGAAAGUCUGGAAGAGUGCAAAGAAAAAUGUGCAGUUGGUUAUCCAAAGAAGAUUUCAAAGAAGACAUUUAAAAAAGAAAAGCCAGACUUCUGCUUUUUGGAGGAAGAUGCUGGAAUCUGUAGAGGUUAUAUUACCAGGUAUUUUUAUAGCAAUCAGUCAAAGCAAUGUGAGCGUUUCAAGUACGGUGGGUGCCUGGGCAAUCCAAACAACUUUGAAUCCUUGGAAGAAUGCAGGAACACCUGUGAGGAUGUUUUGAAUGAUUUCCAGGUGGAUGAUUAUAGAAAGCAGCUUGAUGCUAUAAACAAUAUCUCUGUGACUUCCCAACCUACCAAAAUUCCCAGCCUUUGGGAAUUUCAUGGUCCCUCAUGGUGUCUCACCCCAGCAGACAGAGGACUGUGUCAAGCCAGUGAAAAGAGAUACUACUUUAAUUCAGUCAUUGGGAAAUGCCGCCCAUUUAAGUACAGUGGAUGUGGUGGAAAUGAAAAUAAUUUUACUUCUAAAAGAGCAUGUAUUAGGUCAUGUAAAAAAGGUUUCAUCCAAAGAAUAUCAAAAGAAGGACUAAUUAAAACAAAAAGAAAAAGAAAGAAGCAGCCAGUAAAAAUACUAUUUGAAGAAGUUUUUGUUAAAAAUAUAUAA